Drosophila santomea is the source of this 2340-nucleotide messenger RNA. RefSeq lists its product as uncharacterized. The coding region runs from base 599 to 2221 and encodes 540 amino acids. The transcript is spliced from 11 exons. Gene Ontology annotation, cellular component: membrane. Gene Ontology annotation, molecular function: transmembrane transporter activity. NCBI's taxonomy places the organism in Eukaryota, Metazoa, Arthropoda, Insecta, Diptera, Drosophilidae. The record is from RefSeq and is a predicted model, not a curated record. Gene Ontology annotation, biological process: transmembrane transport.
ACGCGGUUCCGUGGCAUUUUACUUGAGAGCAGAAACAGAUUUCUGCGGCGAAACAUUAAUAAAUCAUCCGAAAAAGUGAAACUAAGGAGGAUUUCUGUGCUCUCGCGUCCCUUUUGCCAUUUCAUCUUGGAAUAAUUAAGGCAAACAGAAAUGAAUUUGUGCACGUGCUGCGUUUAAGAAAUUGCUUUUUCCCUCAACGUUCUCUGGGGCGCUCUUGACUUGCCCGCCUUUCCUGGGCUUUUAUGUUUCGGCUGCACUUAAACAAAGCUACUCAGAGUCAGUUCGCGAUCGAAACUCGGAUGAAAUAGAACUCGAUAUUCUAGUCUCGCGUUGCCUCAGGGCAUAUAACGAAAUCAGCAGAGCGAAAAGUCGGCUUGCGGUGUAAUUAAUGUAAACAUACAUAUGCCAAAAAUAUUAUCAAGGCUGAAAAACAAAUUUCAAAUUGUUGCCUGGUCAAUCACAAUAAUUAAGCAUCGCUAAGGUCAGUGAAGUGCGUUACAAAGCUCAAACUAAAAACAUACCAAGAUUGUAUAGUGCUGUGAUCGAUGAAAGCGAGUGCAUCAAUUUAGGCAAACUAAGUUUAGCAAUCUGAAUAAAAAUGGCGGAGAAGGCAUCUUUAGCCCAACUCAGGAGUUUGGAAUGGAGGCGUUUGUUCAACAUGUUCUACAUAGAACCGGUGAUUUUCAUGCUGAUAUUUUCGUCAAUGCUGUCAGGUAUUGUCAUGCGCAAUCAGAUGAUUUAUCAGACCUGCACGGUCAUAUUCCAGUACAAUGAAACCGAUUGCGAGCUAUUGGAUAGCAAUAACGCCAGCGCAGAAAUACAUGCCAUUGAGACGGAGCUGCAGGAGUACGUGGCCGACAUGUUCCUAACCCGCACGCUCUUCGAGAGCAUCGUGCCCGGCAUAUGUGGCCUAUUCGUCGGUUCCUGGUCGGAUCACUAUGGCCGCAAGCCCCUGGCGAUUGUCUCCAUGGUGGGCUUCUCUGCCUCUUCACUGCUCUCGUCCGCCAUCUGCUGGCUGUCCAGUUACUACAUGGUUAAUCCCUGGUGGUACACCUUGGCAGCCCUGCCACAAUCUUUGCUCGGCGGAUCGUGCGUCUUCUCCGUGGCAGUCAUGUGCUUCAUCACGGACACAACGGACAUGAAGACCAGACCCUACAGAAUGAUCUUCUUGGAGCUCAUAGCAUUUGUGGCCCAUACGAGUGGCUCGUUAUUAUCCAGUUUUGUCUAUGCAGCCACUAGUGCCGCCUUUGUGCAGAGUCUCUCCUGUUUGAUAGUUGUUGGGGCAACACUAUUUAUUAUCUUUUACCUGCCCGAAAGUCUUGGAAUGUGUCCAGAUAAGGACGAAACACCUGAAACACCUGAAGCACCUGAAAAAGAAAAGGAAAUCGUUGUCACAUCUGAAACCCCUGAAAAAGAAAAGGAAAUCGUUGUCACAGUUUCGGAUCAGAAAAUGAAUGAAGCAUCAACUGAAGCAUCAGUCGAUAACCGUGAGGAUCCCCCCAAAUAUGAGUCCAUAGAGAAACCUCCCUUGGAAGGAGCUGAAACUGAAGAAGCUGGUUUGUUCAGCUUUAAACACAUCAAGGACAUGUUUAGCACCUGCUUGAAGAGGAGGGAAAACAAUGCUCACACCAUUAUUUGGCUGGUUACUUUGGCCGGCUUUGUCUCGAUUUUUGUCGGCGAUGGCGUCAUGACUGUUUGGUACUUGUUUGUGCGCCAACAGUUUCACUUCACUGUGCGUGACUUUACUAUUUUUAAUACUGUCAGUCAAUCGGUGCCCAUGGUGGGUGCUAUUUUGGGUAUUCUUAUUCUGCGAAAGCUUUUGGGACUGUCUGUGGUCACCAUGGCCUUACUGUCUCUCAUUUCGGAGGUAGGUUGCAAUAUUGCCAGAGGAUUUGCCUACCUGCCGUGGCACCUCUACGCAUCUGUUGCCCUCGGAGUCUUUCGCUCCAUUGAGGGGCCCAUGUGCCGCACCAUUGUAUCGAAUAUAGUUCCUGCCUCCGACACUGGUAAACUGUUUGCCAUCGGCAACAUCGUGCAAUCAUUCGCCCCCUUUGUCGCCGCUCCUCUGUACACGGCCAUCUAUAAGGGCUCCCUGCCCAGCAAUCCUGGAGGAUUUAAUUUUCUCAGCGCCGCUUUAUAUUUGAUAGCGUUUAUCCUGAUGGGCUGUGUGAUGAGAAUCAAAUUGAAGCACCGAAAGUUCUACGCCAAGACGCUCAAAUAGCCAAGUAAACAGAAUUUCCAUCAAUAUUGAUUGUGGCAAGUUUGCCAACUUUCCAGAGCUUUGUUUAUGCUUAAGUCGAAAACUUUGUGUGGACAGCAUUAAAUAACUCGGUUUUGUGU